Messenger RNA from Hordeum vulgare subsp. vulgare (domesticated barley), 682 nucleotides. RefSeq lists its product as uncharacterized. The record is from RefSeq and is a predicted model, not a curated record. Bases 1 to 576 code for a protein of 191 amino acids. NCBI's taxonomy places the organism in Eukaryota, Viridiplantae, Streptophyta, Magnoliopsida, Poales, Poaceae. The transcript is spliced from 3 exons.
AUGCCGAAAAUCCUGGAUUGCUUAAUCUUGAAAAAUAUUAAACAUUAUACAGGAACUCAAGACCAAUCUGACACUCCAGUGUCUGCUAAUGACAUGUGUGCACUAGAAGAAUGGCCAUCCCAUGCUCGCCGCAACCGUGCGCAACUACAGGAUGAAGCUGGUGGACAGAAGAAGAAAGGGCGAGGUGUUCUAAAAGGUUUUAAAGCAUCUAAGAAGCGUUUUGCCAAUGGAUCUGCAAAGCUAAAUAUUGCAUUCUCUGAAAAAUUGGGUGGUACAGUAGGAAUGAACUAUCGUUCAUUCAAGGAUGACGUGGUAGUCAUAAUGAAAAGAAAGUUACCACUCAUUGGAGUAAGGAGGUGGUCGGACAUUAACCCUACCAUACAUCGACUCAUUGUUGCAGAUAUGAUAGAUAGAUGGGAUCUGGAAGAUACACCUGACACAGAAGAAAAGGUACUCACAAUUGCGAAAGAGCAGUACAGAGGCUGGCAAUCAACUCUAAGCUCCACUUACAAGGCAUACAAAACAGAUGCAGCUAGAUUGGCUAAUCUACCGGAAGAUUUACAACCAGAAGAAUGAGAAUGGAUGAUUGAGUACUUUGGCACUGAUUUAAAAUUCCAGGUUAUCUCUAAGAACACAAUUUGUCUACUAUGUGUUAAGAUGAAAUGGCUUGUUUGACUCGUUA